Molecule: messenger RNA, 1521 nt
Organism: Populus nigra (black poplar)
Lineage: Eukaryota; Viridiplantae; Streptophyta; Magnoliopsida; Malpighiales; Salicaceae
Exons: 2
Coding region: 231-1229 (332 amino acids)
Source: RefSeq, a predicted model, not a curated record
GGGAAACAAAAUCGGAUUUUUUCGUCUACCCUGUCUCGGCCAAGUUUCAUUUCACGAGUUAGUCAGGCCAGGAACUCGGUCCUUCAGAGAUUUGAGCUCAUAAAAAAAAAACUCUACUGCACAUUUCUUUACAUCAUCAACACAGCAAGGUUUCUCUUCCUUUCUCUCAGAAGAGAUUGAGACCAUAUCGUAUAUGUAAACUUGGUAAAGCUUCGAUUGCAAAUCAAGCUAUGGCAUCACUAGUUAAAGCUCCUCCUACAAUGUCUACUAUUAAUGCUCACCAAGUCCAUCUCAGGAAGCUAAAAUUGCUAAGCAACCUAAACAUGCAUCAUGGUCUCAGAUUUCCUAGAAUUCAUGUUAAUCAAACCACUGUUUGCUGCACUAAAUUGACUCCAUGGGAACCUUCACCUGUCACGUAUGCUCCUACCAUUGAUGCUUCUGGUAACUUAUUGAAGAAAACUAGCAACAUAUUUGAAACCUUGAAGUCUGAAGACACAGCUGAAGCACCAGCAACCAACAGUGAAGAGCUUACAGAUACAAAGAAUCAGUCAUUGGUGCAAUUUCAGUUUCUUAAAUGGCCGAUGUGGCUUCUGGGCCCUUCUCUUCUCCUGACUACAGGCAUGGUACCGACAUUAUGGCUGCCCCUAUCUUCUGUAUUCCUUGGUCCCAAUAUAGCCAGCCUCCUUUCCUUGAUUGGACUGGAUUGCAUCUUCAAUCUUGGUGCUACCCUUUUUCUUCUAAUGGCCGAUUCCUGUUCUCGGUCCAAAAACCAGGCACAAACCUGUAAUAGCAAGCCUCCUUUGAGUUACAAAUUUUGGAACAUGGUUGCAACUGUAUCUGGUUUUGUGAUUCCCUUGAUGGCGUUAUUGGGAUCUCAAAAGGGCACCCUCCAACCCCAGCUGCCUUUUAUCCCAUUUGCAGUUCUAUUGGGUCCUUACAUGCUGCUUUUAUCUGUACAAAUUCUGACUGAGCUGCUCACCUGGCACUGGCAGUCACCAGUAUGGUUGGUAACCCCAGUUGUGUAUGAGUCUUAUCGGCUGUUACAGCUGAUGAGGGGGUUGAAGCUUGGGGCUGAGCUCAGUGCUCCAACAUGGAUGUUGCAUAUGAUUAGGGGGCUGGUAUCUUGGUGGAUUCUAAUCCUUGGUGUUCAGCUCAUGAGUGUUGCUUGGUUUGCCGGUUUCGCAGCUCGAUCACAGCAGCAACACUCUGCUGCUGCUUCCGGUGGUUAAUAUCAUUCACUGUCACCGAAGACUCCAUUAAGAGUUGUGGCUUCAAAUAUGUAUUUGGGAGUAUACAUAAUCAAAUAAUUCCUGGUAUAAUGGCACCGUUUUCUUCUCUGUUCACAGUAAAUGUGUGUUCUUAUCUGUAGCGAGCUAUGUACAUUUGAGCUCCUAGCUCUGGCAGCUUAAUAUGGGCUGCUAAUUUUACACUCAGCUUAUAACUGUUUGCCAAAUAUGUGAAUACAUUAGUUGUAAGAUGUCAAUCGUUCAGAACUAAAUAAAUACAGAGGAUAUCUAUGUA